Molecule: messenger RNA, 2871 nt
Organism: Ascoidea rubescens DSM 1968
Lineage: Eukaryota; Fungi; Ascomycota; Saccharomycetes; Ascoideales; Ascoideaceae
Gene: BPH1
Product: Bph1p
Exons: 2
Coding region: 1-2871 (956 amino acids)
Molecular function (GO): protein binding
Source: RefSeq, a predicted model, not a curated record
AUGUUAAAAUCACUACCAGCAAAGACCCAAGAUAAUUCAUCAAUUGAAUUGUUUAUUAAUUUCAAGACUGAUUGUGUUAAUUCUAAAUCAACUAUUAUAUCUACCGAAUUAACUAAAUAUUAUAGAUAUCUCCAAGACCAUCAAGAUAACGUUCAAUUUUUUAUUUCAAACUUCAUGAGAUCCAAAACAGAAUGCUAUAAAGUAUUUUUCAAUGUUCCAACUAAAAGAUGGAUUCUUGAUUAUAUUGAAAGUUCAGAUAGGAUGCGUAAAAGAAUUAUAUCUGAAGAAUACGCUGUAAAUGAUGAAAAAUUUUCUCGCAAGAUUGAGGAAUUUGAGUUGAUUGAAGAUCCUGGCAGUUUUGAAAAUACUCAAGAAGAUAAAAACAGAAAAAUUUUAAGAAGUCUUUUUAUAGGUGAUAGAAUUAGAGAUCUUUGGAAUGUUAGUCAAAUUCUUGGAUUAGAAGCGGCAGAGGGGAUUCUCAUAUUAGGAGAGACUCAUUUAUAUUUAAUUGAAAAUUAUUUUCAUUGUCCUAAUGGUGAAGUCGUUGAUGUGGAAGAUGCUCCACCAGGUUCUCGUGAUCCUUACAUGCAAUUGAUUGCUGGACCAUCCAAAUCAAAAGAGACAAGGGUAAAAAAUAAUCGAUCACAUAAAAGCAGCACCUGGGAGACCACCAAGAUGAUUUCAGUCUCUAAACGACAGUUUUUGUUAAGAGAUGUAGCGUUGGAAAUUUUUUUUCUAAAUGGAAGCAGUUUUUUGAUUACAUGCAGAGAUACUAAAGAAAGGGAUUUAAUUUAUUCUAAAUUAUCAGUUUGUGCAUCAAGCAGUGGAAUGGACAAGGAUCUUGCAGAAGUCUUUAGAGUUGCAAACUCAUCUGCGACAAUAUCUACCAAUUCUAAUUUGGCACUUAAAUUAGCCAAUGCAUUUACUCAAAAUACUUUGGGUACUAAUUUAUAUGUUACAAGAAAAUGGAGAAAGGGACAGACAUCUAAUUUUUAUUACUUGAUGAUUGUUAACACAUUGGCGGGAAGGACAUUUAAUGAUUUAACCCAAUAUCCCAUUUUUCCUUGGGUGAUUGCCGAUUAUACCAGUGAAGAGUUGGAUUUGAAUGAUCCUAAAACAUUUAGAGAUUUGUCAAAACCAAUGGGAGCGCAAAAUCCACAAAGAGAAGCUCAAUUUCGAGAAAGGUAUGAAGCUUUAAUUGGGAUGACAGAUGAAUCAGCUCCGCCAUUUCAUUAUGGAACACAUUAUUCCUCUGCAAUGAUAGUAACCUCGUUUUUAAUACGUCUUGAACCGUAUGUUCAAUCGUAUCUUAUCUUGCAGGGAGGAAAGUUUGACCACGCAGAUAGGAUGUUUUACUCUAUUCCAAAGGCAUGGAAUUCUGCAUCGAAGGAUAAUAAUGCUGAUGUUAGAGAGUUGAUUCCUGAAUUUUAUUACUUAGAUGAUUUCUUAACUAACUCAAAUAAUUAUAAAUUCGGAAAGUUGCAAAAUGGAGAGUCUAUAAACAAUGUUGAACUACCGCCAUGGGCUAAAGGUGAUCCAAAAAUUUUUAUCAAGAAACAAAGAGAAGCGUUAGAAAGUUCGUAUGUUUCAGCGCAUUUAAAUGAAUGGAUUGAUUUGGUAUUUGGGUACAAACAACGAGGACAAAACGCCAUUGAUUGUACAAAUGUUUUUCAUUAUCUUAGUUAUCAAGGAGCUAUUGAUCUCGAUAAAAUUAAAGAUGAAAAUGAAAGAAAAGCAAUGACAGGAAUUAUUCAUAAUUUCGGGCAAACCCCACUACAAGUUUUUACCAAGCCUCAUCCAGUAAAGGAAGUGUUAUAUAAUGUGAAAUUAGAGAUUAAAAAAAUGUUAGACAUACCUGUUCAUGUAUCUGAAUCAAGAUCCAAACGGCCAAUCGAACAUAUUGAAUUAAACCAUAAGGAUAAUUGUUGGAAGGGUAGAAUGAAAUUGUUUUCAACUCAAGAUAAUUUAAGAAUUCGUGGGGGGCAAACUGUUUCAUCAAUGUCAAUAAAUGGUAGGGUAUUUGAAGAUAUUCAUCUUGGGUCUAUUACAAGUUUAGCUCAAAUUGGUAAUAGAAUGUUUCUUACAGGGUCCAACGAUGGAACUAUUAACAUUUGGAAGUAUCCAUUAAGAGGAAACUUGGUUGGUAAAGAGGGAUACAAUGAUUUGAAUGAUGGUAUGAAAAAAUACGAUAUUGACUUGGAAUUUCAAGGUGUAUUAAGAGGGCAUUUGAGUUCGGUGGUUUCCAUCAAGGUGGCACCUUCUUAUAAUCUAGCACUAAGUUUAGAUGCCAAUGGGUAUGCAUGGCUAUGGGAUAUUUCCCGAUUCAAGUUUAUCAGAAAGUUCUCGAUGAACAGCAAGCAACAGGGCAGUAAGUUUGCUAGAAAUUUCAAGAAAAUCGAGCAAAUAGCGAUUUCAAAUGACAGUGGGAUGAUUGCGAUUAGUGGAAAAAGUCUUUUGAAACUAUUCACAAUCAAUGGCAAUUUUAUCACCGAAAAGAAAUUGAGGGAUAACAUAACAUCAAUCUCCUUUGGAAACUUGAAUAUGAUCAUCCAAAAGCCCAAUGGCAACACAAGCAUCAGCCGAGACUACUUGCAGAACCACGAGUUCUGGGAGGACUACCAGAUAGUCGUUACUGGAGGAAAGAAAAGCAUCGAGGCCCACGAGUUGGUCGUCAAAGAUGGCAGCUGGAGCAUCAGCAAACUCAGAAGCUUCUCCUUCACACAAAAAGACAGAGGAAGCAACUUUCCACAGAGCUGGAUCACAUCCAUCGAGAUGGUUUUGCGGAGCGAGUUGAACGGCGACGGCGAACGUAUCGGCCGUGGGGAGAUCGUGGCCGGCGACUCGAAGGGACGGCUUGCGAUCUGGCGGUGA